AUGAGCAAACCACCAUCAUCAACCAGCGACGUCCUCUUGUAUUUCCUCGCGCUCUUCCUGCCACCACUAGCGGUAUUCCUCAAAACAGGGUGCGACUCGAAUUUCUUCAUCAACAUUCUGCUGUCGAUCCUGGGCUGGCUGCCGGGCGUCAUCCAUGCCUGGUGGGUGAUCUCCAAGUUUGAGCGUCCCGCUCCCGUCGUCGUGCAGAGGGUAUAA
This is a messenger RNA of Exophiala bonariae, 216 nucleotides long. RefSeq lists its product as uncharacterized. NCBI's taxonomy places the organism in Eukaryota, Fungi, Ascomycota, Eurotiomycetes, Chaetothyriales, Herpotrichiellaceae. The record is from RefSeq and is a predicted model, not a curated record. The transcript has 3 exons. Bases 1 to 216 code for a protein of 71 amino acids. Gene Ontology annotation, cellular component: membrane.